This is a messenger RNA of Brassicogethes aeneus, 1639 nucleotides long. NCBI's taxonomy places the organism in Eukaryota, Metazoa, Arthropoda, Insecta, Coleoptera, Nitidulidae. The record is from the annotation of a GenBank genome assembly.
UAAAUAAAGUUGAAUAGAACCUAAAUAUAAUGGAGAGUGGCUGUGUAGAAGAGACAAGCAAAACUAGUAGAGAAAAUAGUAUUAAAGAGCUAGGAAAAUCAGAAACAAGCUUAAAAAGUACAGGUAGCAAAAAUUCCAUACAAUUCAAAACCCAAAACUCCCAUGAAGGUGACAAUCAAAAACUUAAUCCAGAUGGAACAGUCAAAGUGCCUCACAAAAUAAUAGCAAACUGGAGGCAUGCCUGUGACCGCACAAAAGACAAAACCAAAGAUUUGCUAAAGAGGUGGAGAACUCUUCCGGAAAUCGAGUCCGAACACAGUAUGAAAAAAAAUGCACAAGGCGACUCCGAUAAGGAGGAGAGCCAAACCGAGAGCUGUGGAUGGAGUGUUCAUGUAUGGACAACUUGGGUUGAUAGAUUUAGCAUUGAUUCAGAUGUAGCAGAAGAAAAAGAGGGAUAUCAACUAACACCUGUACAAAAAUGUAAAUUUUCUCAUUUUUUCACAUGCCUUUUGGAUCAUGAUCAAGAUGAUUUAAUAAGUGAGCAAGAUUUCGAAACACUUAUAGAAAGACUAAGGCAUUUUGCUGAUUGGUCGGUUAAUUCGACGGAGUUUAAUAUUCUUCGUGAAGUUGAAAGAGGUUUUAUAGAAACUUUUUUACAUGAUAUAACUGAUGAUAAAAUGGGCUUUCAAGUGAAUGACCUAACGUACAUAACUAAGGAAGGCUGGCUCUACAAAUGGUCAGAGUUGAUAUGUGGUUCUAGAAAUUUAUCAGAUUUUCCCAUAUGGUUGCAAUUUUUCGUUAAAGUUUUGUUUCAAGUUAUUAAUAGAAGCGGCAAUGGUAUCAUCACUAGGGACGAAUUGAGCUCGUUUUAUUCAUCUGUGUUAUGUUUGGAUAGUGUUAAAGUGGGCGAAAUUUUGGACCAUGCAUAUCAAGCUAUGACCUCUAAUGGCGACCACCCUUUGAUAUUUAAGGCGUAUAGGCUUUGUUUCGCAAAUUACCUCCUGGGUAGAUACCCCAACGGGCCUGGUCAGUAUAUUUUGGGCGCGCCAACCACCACCAUGUCUUGCGUCAUGUUCCCUGUAGACUAUUCAGCGUUAAAUGCACAACCCGAAGAUUUAGAGCAGUAUGCGCCAGACCAAAGAUCCAAUAGACGUAGUGUUAUCGUGUGAUUUAAAAAUAAAAAACGAUAAAAUGCUACAUCUUGCCCAAUCAGCAUUUUACGUCAAAAAGUUCAGAUUUAAGGUAAAUGUUUUGUUCAAGUUACCUAAAAAAUCCAAUCCAAGUCAAUAACUUGUAUAAAACCCUCUACAGGUACUAAGGUUUAUGCUGCUUGGGUGUAUAGCUACACCACCACGUGCACAUUAAUAAGCAAUACUUUUAACACAAGUGCACUCUUCUAAAAAAUCAAAUUCUAAAAUCUAUGUGAUAUCUUUGUACAUUGUUAUUGUUAUUAUUACUACUUGUUAAUUGGUUACUGUUAAAUUGGCAUUUAACAUCUUACCAGUCAAAUUUCCAAAUCCCAACAAUAUUGCACACAAUUUACCCUAUAAGGCAAUUUUUAAGUAAGGUGUCUUACAGAAUCCAACAAAUAAUAUUUUCAUUAAAAACUGCCCUUUUCAAUGUUGCAGUUUUUAAAUGG